This is a messenger RNA of Sorghum bicolor (sorghum), 1524 nucleotides long. RefSeq lists its product as uncharacterized. The transcript has 2 exons. The record is from RefSeq and is a predicted model, not a curated record. Lineage: Eukaryota; Viridiplantae; Streptophyta; Magnoliopsida; Poales; Poaceae. Bases 31 to 1419 code for a protein of 462 amino acids. Gene Ontology annotation, molecular function: protein binding.
GAUCCGUCCAUCUCUUCGGCGCCCGGCGUGAUGCCGCCCGUGCGUCGAGCUCGCCAAGCAGAUCCCUCCGGAAGUCCGUACAACGACGGCUGGCUGUCGUACCAAUCCGACGACGAUGUGAGUGGCGGCGCGCCUCCAUCUGCAACCACUCUGCCCGACGACGUGCUCUUUGGGAUCUUCUCCCGCGUCUCGUGCCUCGCCGACGCCGCGCGCUGUGCCGCGACGUGCCGCCGCUGGGGCCGCGUCGUGGCCGCGCGCGCCGCCCCCAUCUCCCGUGCCCUGCCACCGCCGCCCGGCGGUGGAUUCCUUCCCCAACUCUUCAUCGGCGUCCUCCUCCAGCACCAGGAGAAGAACGACGACGUCCUCCGCCGCCGCCGCCGCGCUAGUGCGGGCGGAGGUGCGACGCAGCUGCGCUUCGUCCCGACGGCGGCAUUCGCCUCGCGGUCACGGCUCCUCGGCGACGAGGGCCAAGGAGUCGCCCCGUUCGACGACGCCCGCCCUGUCGCGUCCCGCAACGGCCGCGUCGUCCUCCAGUUCGGGCGCAAGGAGCGCGCCGACGGCCUCACCCUUUGCGUGUGGAACCCCAUGACAGGGGACGUGGCCAUGGUCCCAACCCUCUCCGGCAAGGAAUUCCCCGGGGACGACGACUACGCAUGCGCGAUACUCACCGGCGACGACCACCUCUGCUGCUCGCCGGGUUCCUUCCGCCUACUCCUCGCCUACGGUCGCCGUGGCUUCACAGCGCUACGGUCUUUCUCCUCGGACACCGGCAGCUGGGGUCCCGAAUGCAAGAAGCCCGGUGCCAAGCUCAGCGGCCACUUGCUCCGUCAUCAGCUAGGCCCGGCCGUCGUGCUCCACGGCGUGGCAUACUGGCCCAUGCAUCGUGCCGCGUUAGGCGUGCGGCUCGGCAGCACGGCGGCGGAGGCCGCCAUGGACGUGUGCUCGGUGCCAUACAGAUACAGUUUUGAGCUGGACGAGCACGUGCUGGGCGUGUCGGCGGAUGGGAGGAGACUGAAUUUUGUGGACAUAGGGAUUAUGGGACACCUAGGGAAGCCCAUAGUUAACUUGUCAACCUCAUGGCUUGAGGACGCCGUCGCCGUCGGCGGCGACAAGACCACCACCACCACCACCACUACCAACUCCGGCGAUCCAAGUGACGACGAGCAGAUCCCCAUGCCCCAGAUCAAAGUGGCGAGGACAACCCCGAUCAAGCCGUGGUGGUUCGGGGAGAAGAGUGGCACGCUCGUCUUCACCGUGGAGGAGGAGACGAGCAGGACAAGUGCCGUCUUCGCGUUGAACGUUGCGACGAGAUCGCUGGAGAAGCUGGCCGACGGCGUUAGCAACCAUACGUGCUGCAGAAGACUGUUUGGUUAUGAGAUGGAUCGCGCGGCGCUUCUUGCCUCGGUAGCUCCUCAGUAGUCAGUAGCGUGCCCGUGCGAUCUCUAUCUCUCCAUAGAUGCCAAAUAAAUAAUCUUCUAGUUUCAUGAUCUAGUUUCCAACAUACCAAUAUUUUAUCCUUAUAAA